Impatiens glandulifera is the source of this 3219-nucleotide messenger RNA. RefSeq names its product putative pentatricopeptide repeat-containing protein At1g31840. The record is from RefSeq and is a predicted model, not a curated record. NCBI's taxonomy places the organism in Eukaryota, Viridiplantae, Streptophyta, Magnoliopsida, Ericales, Balsaminaceae. The coding region runs from base 489 to 3032 and encodes 847 amino acids. The transcript has 2 exons. Gene Ontology annotation, molecular function: protein binding.
CGAUUUGAUAAAAAAUGAAAAUCCUAUUGAAAUGGGUUUAACAGGUUUUUGUAAGAAGGCCCUAAAUCUAAAGCAGGAAUCGAAAUAGAGUAAGGAAGGACUAGGGAGGGAGGCGAUGAUAUUGGCGCCCAAAGUUAAACCCUCGCUCCCUCUGAAGGAAUCGCGCUCCUCCUCCUCGAUGGAACUUCCCUAAAGUUGUAUACUUGAGUUGAGUUGAGUUGAGGCAUUCAAUCAAAGAAUGGCUGCUCCCUCUAUUUGUUCUCUAUCAUUCAAUGCACUUCCUUUCCUCUUCAAGCCCAUACUAUCUUUUCGCUUCCUUUACUCUUCUUACCUUCACAAAACCCUACUAGACCAAAUUCACCAUCAAAAUCUCGACCUUUUAAUUAAACCCACUUUCGCUCUCCAAUUUGGGUCUCAUUAUCUUCGGUCUGGGCGCGUCUAUUUGUUCGCGACCUAAAUAAAAUCUAACCCUAUAAAGAGAAGGAGUGAUGAAGAAGAAGAAGACUUGGGCUGUCAAGUUUGCAAGAUUUUUCUCCUGCAACGCGUCCAAUCAUGUCAUUACUACCAAAUCUUUCCACUCUUCUUCCCGUCCCAAAUUAUACUCUCCAGUUGUUGCUGCUGCUGCCUUCGACAAGCGCGGAUUGGGACCCAAAAUUGUACAACAUUCGCUUUCCAAUAUGCAGCCUCAUCAUCUUUGUUCAAAUCCCUAUUUGGCGAUUCGGUUCUUCCAGAGUUGUUUAGGGUAUGAGCAUUCAUUACAGUCAUUUUGCUCUCAUAUUCAUGUCUUGCUUAGGGAGAGAAAGUUCGAGCCCGCCAGGCUGGUUUUCCAAAAUAUGGUUGGAAAGUUUGGGAACGCCAAUAUUUUUGACAUUUUGCACGACACUUUUUUGGUUUAUGGUUCAAAUCCUAGUACUGUUUAUAGUUUUGUGGUGGAGAACUACGCGAGAGCCGGGAUGAUCGAUAGUUCAGUCCAGACAUUUCUUAAAAUGUCCAAAAAUCACAUUCGUUUGUCACCAUAUGCUCUAUCAACCAUCUUGGCUUCUUUAAUUGACACGAAGAGGAUGGAUGUUGUUUUGGACAUCUGUGCUGAAUUGAGAAACGGACGAGAGCAAAAGCUUAGUGAAGGUAUUGAUGUGUAUGAUUUCGUAAUGGAUACUCUUCUAAGGAAGAGAGACAUUGAAAUGUGUUUGAAGUUUCAUGAGAUGAUGAUUGCUAAGGGAUUUUUUCCCAAUGUUAUUGCUUGUAACAGGAUAAUGAAAAAACUUUGCCAAGAUAAUAAUGUUCGAGCUGCUUCAGAUUUUCUUUCGUUGAUUCUAAAGGUGGGUCCGAAAUUGAGUUUAGUGUCUUUUGGAACUUUGAUCAAUGCUCAUUGUAAAGAGAAGGAAUUGGAUGAAGCUAUGAAGCUCUACAAGGUUAUGGUGGGAAUAGGUCUGGUUCCUGACUUAAUUAUCUAUAGCAUUCUCAUAGACGGUCACUUUAAAGCAAAGAAGUUAGAAGAAGCAUAUCAUCUUUUCUCAGCAGCAUUAGAUAAAGGCAUCAAAUUGGACGUUGUAGUUUUUAGCUUGAUGGUGAAUGGAUAUGUGAAAAGAAGGGACAUGGGAAGGGCUGUCAAUGUGUAUAAUAGAAUCUUGAAAGAGGGAGUAAGUCCUAGUAUUGUUACUUGUAACAUCCUCAUAAAUGGGAUGUGCCAAAAUGGCCAGAUUCUCCAUGCCUUCAGUGUUUUUGGUCAGAUCGUGAAGCUUGGUAUUGAACCGACAGCUUUCACGUAUAAUACUCUCACUUGCGGCACUUGGAAAUCUGGAAACGUAAGAUUUGGAAUGAGUUUACUCGAGAAUUUGAUCCGGGAAGAACAUACAUCCGAUGUUGUCACUUACAGUGUGAUUGUAAAUUCUCUUGCCAAACGAGGCCAGAUUGAUAAUGCUAUUUGGUUCUUGUACCAUGCAAUUAAGAGGGGGUUGGAACCUAAUAUUCUAAACUUUAACAUCUUGAUAGAUGGCUGUGUCAAAUCGAAACGAAUUAAAGAUGCUGUGAAACUGUACGUUAGUAUGUCUAUGUAUGAUGUAGUUCCCGACGAAAUUACAUACACCACCCUAAUUAAAGGGGUCAUUGAGAAGGAAAGGUUUGUUGAGGCAUUGAAACUACUCCUUCAAAUGCUGAAGAAGGGUGUGACUGCAGAUGUUGUAACAUAUUGCACACUUAUUGAUGGAUUUAGUAAACAGAACAAUUUUGCAGCCGGAAUACAAGUUUAUCGUAUGAUGUUUAUUAAUGGAGUUGAUCCUGACAUUGCCACAUAUAAUAUUCUCAUAAACAUUUAUUUCAAGGUAGCAGAUAUGGAAAGUGCGAUGAAAAUCUUCACGCAGGCUGGUGAAAAUGGACUAGAACCCGAUAUCGUGACAUACAACACGGUGAUCUGUGGUUAUUGCUCAUUGAAGAUGAUAAAGGAAGCGGUUAGAGUUUAUGAAGAGAUGAAAUGUAGUCGGGUUCAACCCAAUGGUAUAACUUUUACUAUAUUGAUAGAUGCUUUAUGUAAGGAAGAAAGAAUAGAGGAUGCAUUGCUUUUAUUUACCAAAAUGCUAGAAUCAGGUUCGGUACCCAACGUGGUCACGUAUAGUUGUUUGAUCGAUGGGUUCCUCAAAUUAGACAAGAUGGAGAAUGCUUUGGAACUUCAUCAAGAGAUGCUUGCAAAUAAUAUCUCCCCUAAUAUCGUUAGCUACAGCAUCCUAACUGAUGGAUUAUGCAAAAAAGGGCUUGUUGAUGAAGCUGCUUUUGUCUUUCAAAGCGCAUUAAACCACCAUUUAUUGCCCGAUGUGAUUGCUUAUAGCAUUCUAAUUCGCGGUUACUGUAGGGUUGGGAGGAUAAAGGAUGCCCUCUUGUUAUACGAUCGAAUGCUCAAAAAUGGUAUAGUGCCGGAUCAUCUUGCAGAAAGCAUCCUUGCUCAGUUUCAAAUUCAAAAUGAUAUAGAUCUUAAAUUGAAUAGUGAAAUGAAUGAUGUAAGUAUGUUGUAUCCUAAUUUCUUCAAUUAUAGAAGCUGAUAUUCUUUUUUAUUUUUGUGCAUCAGAGAAUCUAUAGUUUUUUUUGUUGUUUUUAUUUACUAUAUUGUAUAGAAAUGCUCCUUAUGUCGAGGCAAAAUGAAAAUAGAUUUUGCAGUAACUAAUGUUUAACUGCUAGUCCUAUCGACAUUUUCUCAAAGAAAAAAGAAGUAUGGUUGUGCUUUUCGCA